CGAGAAUGUAAAAAAAAUAUCUCUGUAAUUGACAUUAUUGAGUUUCGAGGUUAUUUCUUUCCAAAAUUAAUUUAAAUUUAACAAAUCCGUAAAAUAAAACCAAAAUGGAUAGCUUAUCCACUGGAUCUUUAAGUGGAGUGCAAAAAGAAGACUUGAUGGAUCAGGUGAAACAGCAAAUAGCAAUAGCAAAUGCACAAGAACUCCUCACGAAGAUGUCUGAGAAAUGUUUCAAAAAGUGUAUCAAUAAACCAGGCACUGCUUUGGACAAUUCUGAACAGAAAUGCAUCGCCAUGUGCAUGGACAGAUAUAUGGAUGCCUGGAACCUCGUGUCACGGACGUAUAGCAGUCGUAUUCAACGCGAAAGGAACAACAUGUGAGAGUAAUUCUACUCCAUGGACCUUCGCUGUGUUGUAUAUAUAAACUACUAGAUGCAGAAUAUGUUUCAAAUUGUGAAUUGCGGCUAGCAGAUGACGUUAUGUUGUUGUAUUCAAUAAAAAUAUUUUAGGUUGUUUUUAUUGGUCUCCUUGAUUCAGCUUGCCUUUCCUUAAAUAC
Messenger RNA from Chilo suppressalis (striped riceborer), 552 nucleotides. The record is from the annotation of a GenBank genome assembly. Lineage: Eukaryota; Metazoa; Arthropoda; Insecta; Lepidoptera; Crambidae.